Molecule: messenger RNA, 1602 nt
Organism: Pestalotiopsis fici W106-1
Lineage: Eukaryota; Fungi; Ascomycota; Sordariomycetes; Amphisphaeriales; Sporocadaceae
Exons: 1
Coding region: 1-1602 (533 amino acids)
Biological process (GO): transmembrane transport
Molecular function (GO): transmembrane transporter activity
Source: RefSeq, a predicted model, not a curated record
AUGACGAAUCCAACCGCGGCCAUGUCAGCCACGACGACCCUGGCGGGAAGUCGGGCCCCUUCCGCUCACCUGGUGCCUCUCGACCACUCGGAAGCAUGUGAAAAAGAGAGCAGCACGACCAACACCGAGCCCGAAAUCAAGGAUAAGGAGCAACUGGGUCCUGUGACGGACGGGAACGAAACACCAAGCAUCGCUGAACGAUAUCCCGAUAAUGUCGUCGGGUGGGACGGGCCGGACGACCCCGAGUGUCCCAGGAAUUGGUCGAAUACCAAAAAGUUCUUCUUCGUGGUCGUCACGUCCUCGGUCAUUUCGGCCGUGUCGUUUGGGUCGAGCGUCUUCGGUCCGGCCGCCAAAGUAACGGCCGCCGAGUUUGACGUGCCCGUCAUUGUCAUGCGCUUGGCCGUGGCGCUCUGGAUAUUGGGGUUCUUUACGGGGCCCAUCUUCUUUGGGCCAAUGUCCGAGCUGUUUGGUCAUGUUGUCGUCUUCUUCACAUGUGUUGUUGGACUGUCCAUCUUCCAAAUUCCCGUAGCCGUGGCUGAAAAUGUGCAGACGAUUCUUGUCUGCCGAUUCUUUUCUGGCGUGUUUGGAAGUGCGGCGUUUGCGGUCGUGUCAGGCAUGUAUGUCGAGCUAUAUGAGCCAAUCCCACGAGGCGUGGCUCUAGGCAUGUCGUCAAUAUGUAUCAAUCUUGGAGCGACAAUUGCUCCCAUUGCCGGUGCGUAUCUUACCAGCGGCGACGGCUCGGAAUGGCGGUGGACGGCCUGGGCGACGCUCAUCAUCAUGGUCACCUUUGGCAUCGCUGCCAUAUUUGGCGUGCACGAGUCUUCCUCGCGCAUGAUCUUGCGGAACAAGGCCAAGCGUCUUCGUUUCGAGACCAAGAACUGGGCUCUGCACGCCAAGUCUGAAGAGACUCGUGUCGACAUGCAUGAUAUCAUUCAUCGAUAUCUGACCAAGCCGAUGCGCAUGUUUGUCACGGAGCCCAUCCUCAUUAUAUUCACUGUAUACUUGACCUUGGUGUACGGUACGCUCUACCUAUCCUUCCAGGCCUUCCCGAUCGCCUUUCAGCAAAGAGGUUGGUCUGCCCAGCACAGCUCAUUGCCGUUUAUCGCCGUCAUGUGCGGCAUCAUCUCGGCUUGGGGUAUCCAGUCCAUCUUUACAGUGACCUGGUACAAGAGCCGUGUCACGAGACUCAAGGGUGCCGCCCCGCCACCAGAAUUCCGACUGCCGCCGAUGAUGGCCGGGGCCGUCAUACUCCCGCCCUCGCUGUUGUGGUUCGGCUGGUCCGGCAAUGUCCACCCAGCUUCGCAGAUUAUCGCGAGCUUCUUUAUCGGCCUGGGUCUCAUGCUGAUCUUUGUGCCCGGCAUCUCCUACAUUGUUGACGUCUACGGCUUCCACUCCAACUCGGCCAUGUCCAUCCACGUCGUCGUGCGAAGUCUAAUCGCCUGCUCGUUCCCAAUGUUUGCAACCAUCAUGUACGACCAGCUCGGCGUGGCGUGGGCCUCGUCGCUGCUUGCGUUCCUUUGCAUUGCUUUGGCGCCGGCGCCGGCUUUAUUCUGGAUAUAUGGUAAAAAGAUUCGGAGUUGGUCAACCUUUGCUUUUGAUUAA